GAAUAUCCGACUGAGGAUCCAGGAAUCAUGGGAAAGCAGAACAGCAAGCUGACUCCGGAGGUGAUGGAGGACCUGGUGAAGAACACGGAGUUCAACGAGCACGAGCUGAAGCAGUGGUACAAGGGCUUCCUGAAGGACUGUCCCAGCGGGAGACUCAACCUGGACGAGUUCCAGCAGCUCUACGUCAAGUUCUUCCCGUACGGCGACGCGUCCAAGUUCGCUCAGCACGCGUUCAGAACCUUCGACAAGAACGGAGAUGGAACCAUCGACUUCCGAGAGUUCAUCUGCGCGCUAUCCAUCACGUCCCGCGGCAGCUUUGAGCAGAAGCUGAACUGGGCCUUCAACAUGUAUGACCUGGACGGGGACGGGAAGAUCACCAGAGUGGAGAUGCUGGAGAUCAUCGAGGCCAUCUACAAGAUGGUGGGCACGGUGAUCAUGAUGAAGAUGAACGAGGACGGCCUGACACCAGAGCAGCGGGUGGACAAGAUCUUCAGCAAAAUGGAUAAAAACAACGACGACCAGAUCUCGUUGGAGGAGUUCAAAGAGGCGGCGAAGAGCGACCCGUCCAUCGUGCUGCUGUUGCAGUGUGACAUGCAGAAGUGAGGCGGCGCCCGGCCCCGCCCCCGGACAGCAGCACUCGUUCUAUGUCUCAUUAGGUUCUCUGCCAUUUCCACAGGAACAACCAAACAAUGCUUGGACUCUUUUUCAAUGGACUCGCUUCUCGUGGUCGUAUGCAUGAGGAUGUCAACGCAGAUUUACUCUGAAAAUAGAAACCAUAGAUUUCUAUCUGGGAACACGCCAGCGUGAUUUGUGCACAGUGACCCCCCCACAUGUUCAUCCCACCCUAGCUUGUAAAUGGUGGAGCACUGCGUUCCGUUGCUGCGGUAUUUAGGCCCCGCCCCCGGUGUUCACAGCUGCUGUAUGCUUGAUAGUAAACCUCCUAUGAUAACUGUAACGUCUCUAUCGGACCGCUGGAGCUCUGGCAGAACCUCCAGACCGGUCCACGUCGGAACCCAGACGAGUAGGUUCUUUGCAUGCAUAUAUUACGUGUCAGAAAAUAUAAUCUUUUGCAUCUUUAGGCGGCUAAAAGAGCGCCCUCCCCCCCCAGCAGAGUUCAUUUCUUACUGUUGCAUGGGCUGUACAGAUCGUGACCUCAUUCGUGCGCCCCGUCCCGUGGAAGCAUGCUUCCCCCGUCCACGUUUCUGUGCCGCGCUCCAGCGUCUGAAGGUGCGGCUUCACGAUGCUUUUGUUUGGUGACGUCUGGGAUGAGCAGGAAAGCAGGGGCGGGGCUUCCCGCCCUUUUGGCCUGGGCGCCGCGCCCCGCAAUUGGCUUCCAGCUAGAACAGCGUCUCUGGUUUACCGAACCUCGAUUAGCCUCGGCUCAAGCAACUCUACUCCAAACAUAUCAAAGUGUUUACAGAACCGGACAGCGUGACGCGCCCAGGCCAGUCCGGGAUUCGAACCCUCGCGCCGGGAGCUGCUCCUCUGCCAGAGCGGCGACCGAGGGAACACAAAGCCUCCGUAUGUUUACCGGAAACCUCUGCAUUCCUUUGUGUCAAACCCUUUUGUACGUUUCUAUGAAAGGCUCCGCGGUUCAGGCCGUCGUGUUUGCAGGAGAUGAUCGGUGACGCAGCGGUCCGGACGCCACGGCGGUUUGGCUAUGCAAGUGUGGACGGAGAGUCUGCUAGUGGAAGAGGCUUUUUGUUCUUUCUGAAACAGCUGAAGCUGGUCUGCAUCGUCUGAAAUGUCCGUCUGGUCACGUGCUUCUCCUCUUUUGGUCAGAUGUUUAUAUCAACAUGAACCCAUCACCCAAGUGACUGUAUCAUUUUAUACAUGUGGCAUGUCUUGCAACCCAACGAUGAUUCUGUAGUGAUUCAAAAAAUAAACCAUCAACGCGGUUUUGGAAACACCA
Oryzias melastigma (Indian medaka) is the source of this 1912-nucleotide messenger RNA. RefSeq names its product visinin-like protein 1. Lineage: Eukaryota; Metazoa; Chordata; Actinopteri; Beloniformes; Adrianichthyidae. Gene Ontology annotation, molecular function: calcium ion binding. The record is from RefSeq and is a predicted model, not a curated record.